Molecule: messenger RNA, 1201 nt
Organism: Mizuhopecten yessoensis (Yesso scallop)
Lineage: Eukaryota; Metazoa; Mollusca; Bivalvia; Pectinida; Pectinidae
Product: probable phytanoyl-CoA dioxygenase
Exons: 10
Coding region: 175-1047 (290 amino acids)
Source: RefSeq, a predicted model, not a curated record
UACUGACAUGUUUGCAGUCAAACUAUUAAUGACGAUCAUUAUCUUAUAUAUGCAUAUCAACAGUUGUGCAUGAUAUUCAAUAUAUACACUGGUGAAUUCCUAUACACGUAUAGAACCGAGGGAUACGUGGGAGAGAAUUGAGAUCACAAGUCGUCAACACAGACGGGAUCCGACAUGGCGGGAAUGACGGGAGUUUACAAUUUUACGAGUGAUGUGUUUCGGGUGACGGCUGAUAUGAAAAAGAACUUCGACGAUAAAGGAUACAUUUUAGUUAGAGGUAUGUUUGAUGGAAAGGAGAUGGCAAAUCUGCGCAAAGUCUUCGAGGAAACAGACUUGAUUACAGACCAUGGAUUGCAAGUUGGCGAUGGAACAGGCAAAAAAACUAAAAUUGCACUCUGGACCCAUCCCGGAAGUGACGUAUCUGGAAUGAUGGCACGGUGUGAGAAGGUUGUCAAUACAUGUGAAGAUCUCCUGGGAAAGGGUGAAGUGUAUCACUAUCACGGUAAAUUACUGUACAAAGACGCAUUCACCGGUGGCGCCCACCUGUGGCACCAGGACUACGGGUACUGGUAUCGGAAUACGUGCCUCUUCCCAGAUUUGAUGACCGUGUUUGUGGCUAUUGACAAGUGUGCCAAGUCUAACGGCUGCUUGCAGAUCCUGCCUGGGUCUCAAAAGUGUGGUCGGAUUGAUCACGAAAUGGUGGCCGGUCAGAUGACUGCCAAAGCAGAGCGCGUGGCAGCAAUAAAAAACGUUUGUCCACUUGAAUAUGUAGAGAUGGAAGCGGGUGACGCAUUGUUCUUCCACUCUAACCUGCUGCACUGCAGUUCCGCUAACGACAGUCCCGACAGAAGGUGGGCCUACCUAAUAGCGUACAACACUAGAGCCAACAACCCAUUGGUCCCCCACCACCACGCCCAGUACACGCCCAUCCAAAAGGUCCCUGACAGAGCCGUGGCGGAAUGUACCAACUACACCGACUUUACCGACAAAGAGUUCCUUGAGGGACACGAGUCAAAAACGUCCAACUUCGACAAAAAGGAAACAUGAAAUUCCGCAAUGUUAAUUACGGCAACUUAGACAGCCUGUGGUAUAUCCUAUUGUAAAUAGCUAUAUAGUACGCGGCUGAACAGUGAUAAACUGUUUGAUAUUUCAUCAAGUACUGAAGUGAUAUUUCAUCUGAACCAAAAUAAAACAAAAAUAU